AUGGCCGACACCAAAGACACGUCGGUCCCCGUGGCCAAGCGGGAGUCGGUUGACCAUGUCGACUACACCGGGCCUACCAUGGCCUCGGACCGCCAGCUGAUCGAGGCGGCGGUCAAGAUGAGCGAGGAAGAGGCCAAGCUGCCGCGCAAGGAGCUCUUCUCGAGGUACUGGCCCGCCGCCGUCUACAGCAUGAUCCUGAGCGCGGCCCUGAUCAUGGAGGGCAUGGACGUCGGCCUGGUCAACAACUUCUUCGGUCAGGACGCCUACAGGAAGAAGUUUGGCUGGCCCGACGAGACCGGAAAAUACCAGAUCUCGGCGUCGUGGCAGGCUGCCAUCGGCAACGGCAACAACCUGGGAAGCAUCAUCGGUCUGCUGCUGAACGGAUACCUGCAGUCCCGUUUCGGGUCGCGCAGGGUGUACAUGGGAGCCAUGGCCCUGAUGGCCGGCACCAUUUUCAUCCUCUUCUUUGCCACGAGCGUGCAGAUGCUGUUUGUCGGCAACAUCUUUUGUGGUAUCCCGUGGGGUGUCUUCCAAACACUUGCUACCGCCUACGCCGCCGAGAUCUGCCCGCCCGCCAUGCGUGGCUACCUGACCGCCUGGACGUCCAUGUGCUGGGGCUGCGGCUCGUUCCUCGCGGCCGGCGUCCUCCGAGGCUCCCUACAGCUUCCCGGCGACUGGGCCUGGAAGAUGCCCUACGGGCUGCAGUGGGUGUGGAUCCCUCCCUUGUUCCUCGCGGCGUUCCUCGCGCCCGAGAACCCGUGGUACCUCGUCCGCCGCGGCAAGAUCGAAGAGGCGGAGAGGUCUCUGCACCGGCUCGCGCGCAAGGGCCACUACACGCAGCAGAGCAUGGCCGAGACGCUGGCGCUGAUGAAGCACACCAACGAGAUGGAGAAGCUCGAGGCCGAGAACGCCAACUACAUGGACUGCUUCCGCGGCACCAACCUGCGCCGUACCGGCAUCAGCUGCAUGGCCUGGGUCAUCCAGAUCCUCAACGGCCAGUCCAUUGCCGCCUUUGCCACCACCUUCCUGCGGACCAGCGGCAUGGACGAGGUCCAGGCCUUCAACUUCAGCAUGGGCAUCCAGUCGGUCAACAUCGUGGCGACCGGCAUCGCCAUCGUGCUGAUGGGCCACGUCGGCCGCCGCGACUUUUACCUGUACGGCACCAGCGGCAUCGGCCUCAUCAUGCUCAUCAUCGGCGUCCUGGGCGUCUUGCCGCCGGGAUCCAUCAACACGGGCAUCGGCGUCGGCGUGGCCAUGGUGCUCGUCAACGCCAUCUUCAAGAUCACUCUGGGGCCGGCGUGCUUCGUCAUCGUCUCCGAGAUCUCGGCCACUCGCGUCCGCGCCCAGACCAUGGUGCUGGGCCGCGCCGUCUACGUCAUUGGCCAGAUCGUCGUCAACCAGAUCAACCCGCGCAUGCUCAACCAGGGCGCCGACGCGUGGAACUGGGGAGCCAAGACGGGAUGGUUCUACUUUGGCCUGUGCAGCAUCUGGAUCGUCUGGAUCUUCUUCUUCCUGCCCGAGACCAAGAACCGCACAUUUGCCGACAUUGACUACCUGUUCCAGAAGAAGGUUCCGGCGCGCAAAUUUGGCUCUGCCAACGUUAAUUUGUUCGAAUUCUCUCACGCGGACAACUCUGCCAAGACGCUCGAUGAUGGAGAGGGCCUUGAAGAGGCGGCGCCCCAGCACGUUUCCAAGUCUUGA
This is a messenger RNA of Pyricularia pennisetigena, 1701 nucleotides long. RefSeq lists its product as uncharacterized. The transcript has 3 exons. The coding region runs from base 1 to 1701 and encodes 566 amino acids. Gene Ontology annotation, biological process: carbohydrate transport; transmembrane transport. The record is from RefSeq and is a predicted model, not a curated record. Gene Ontology annotation, molecular function: carbohydrate:proton symporter activity. NCBI's taxonomy places the organism in Eukaryota, Fungi, Ascomycota, Sordariomycetes, Magnaporthales, Pyriculariaceae. Gene Ontology annotation, cellular component: membrane.